AUGGGUUACAACAAGCAAAAGCAGAGGCGUUUCAAGAAAGAUAACCACCGCAACCAAUCCCAUGGCCAGUCUCAUCAACUUCACAGGGAUGAAGAUGAUGUGUCUUUGCCCACUGACCCAGCAGCUGAAGGGGAGGAGCAAACGGGUCCAGCCAUUCAGCUCGCCAUGUGGGAUUUUGGCCAAUGUGAUGCGAAGAGGUGCACAGGACGCAAGCUUGCAAGAUUUGGAUUGUUGAAAGAAAUUCUUCAUUUUUUUUUUUUUUUUCAGGAAUUACGAGUUAGUAGCGGAUUUGGGGGUGUUGUUUUGAGUCCCACGGGGACACAGUGUGUCUCCCAAGAGGAUCUUGAACUGAUCAGGCGAAGAGGUUUAGCCGUUGUUGAUUGCUCGUGGGCCCGCCUAGAGGACGUGCCUUUCACCAAACUGCGGUGUGCAGCUCCUCGUCUUUUACCUUGGUUGGUAGCAGCAAAUCCAGUAAAUUAUGGCCGACCUUGUGAGCUUUCAUGUGUCGAGGCACUGGCUGCAGCUCUUAUUAUAUGUGGGGAGGAAGAAACUGGAAAUCUAUUGCUCAGCAAAUUCAAAUGGGGUCAUGCUUUCUUGUCCCUAAACAGGGAACUUCUCAAGGCAUACUCCAAUUGUAAAAAAGGUGCAGAUAUGAUCGUUGUUCAAAAUGAGUGGCUUUCGCAGAAAAACUCGCCAACUUCAAAUGAAGUCACAAAUGAAAGAGGAGAGCAAUCGGAAUGUAGAAACACCGACGGUGAUGAUGAAGAUGGAUCAUCUUGCGGUUCUGAAGACGGUCUUCCUCCAUUGGAAAGGAAUAUGAAUCACUUGUAUUUGGAAGAAGAAGAAGAAGAAGAAGAAGAAAGUGAUGAAGAAAGUCAAUGA
This is a messenger RNA of Striga hermonthica, 882 nucleotides long. The record is from the annotation of a GenBank genome assembly. NCBI's taxonomy places the organism in Eukaryota, Viridiplantae, Streptophyta, Magnoliopsida, Lamiales, Orobanchaceae.